Pelodiscus sinensis (Chinese soft-shelled turtle) is the source of this 2621-nucleotide messenger RNA. NCBI's taxonomy places the organism in Eukaryota, Metazoa, Chordata, Testudines, Trionychidae. The record is from RefSeq and is a predicted model, not a curated record.
UCCUAACCCCCUUCUGUCUCCCCGCAGGUUCCGGAGUCGUCGGGUGUCGGGCGCGCCCCUGCCAAGGUGCCCUGGAUGGCUUGCGCGCCGCUGUAGGAUGUCUCUACCUCCCUCCCCGGCACGUCACCCCGCUUGCCUCCUCUGCCAGUGCCCCCGCCCUCCACCAUGAAUGAUGAUCAGAGCCUGCACAACAAUGCGGUCGCCUGGCUGGUCUGCUCAGGGGUCUCGGUUCUAGCCAACGCCUGGGGGAUUCUGAGCGUAAGUGCCAAGCAGAAGAAAUGGAAGCCCCUGGAAUUCCUGAUCUGCACGCUGGCGGGGACUCACAUCCUGACCAUCGCCAUCCCCGUCACCAUGUACGCCGUGAUCCAGCUCCGGCGGCAGCGCUCGGACUAUGAGUGGAGCGAAGGGCUCUGCAAGGUCUUCGUCUCCACCUUCUACACCUUAACCUUGGUCACCUGCUUCUCCGUCACCUCCCUGUCCUACCACCGGAUGUGGAUGGGCCGCUGGCCAGUCAAAUACAGGGAAGGGGGGCUGAGCAAUACCAAGAAGCAGGCAGUGCACACGGUGAUGGGCAUUUGGAUGGUGUCCUUCAUCCUCUCCACCCUGCCGGCGGUCGGCUGGCACGACACCACCGAGCGCUUCUACGCCCGGGACUGGCGCCUCAUUGUCACCGACGCAGGCCGCCCCCCCCACAAGCACCAGUUCACCGUGCCCGCCAUCGUGGUGGAGGAUGCGCAGGGCAAGCGGCGCUCGUCCAUCGACGGCUCCGAGCCCGUCAAGACCUCGCUGCAGAUCACCUACCUGGUCACCGGCGUCGUGUUCAUUUACGAUUUCCUGAUGGGCUUCCCCAUCCUGGUGAGAGGCGGCUGGGCCCGGGGGUUGGAUCGGAGACGGGGGGACGCUGCCCCGGCUGCUGCAGCCCAGACUGGAGUUUCUGGUCCAAACUGCCCCGGAUCCUCCCCUGCAGAGAGCAGCCUGGACGGUACCAUCCACCCCGACCUGCUGUUCGAGCAGCCCUACGACUACAGCUACGGAGGGGAGAUCCUGGCCCUGGAGCAGGUUGCCAGGUGCAACCUCUCGGCGCUAGAGCGCGGGAUCCCCCAGGUGUACCCCGGGCGCCCGGCGCAGGAGGACAAAAUGCAGUACCUGCAGGUAACGGCUCCGGAGCCCGCCGAGAGCGUCCUCUCCCCGCAGCCUCCCCCCCGCGAGGGCCUGUACAAGUGCUUCAGCAAGGAGGAGGGGGUGAACUUCAUAGACGGGAGCCCCCUGCCCAGCCCCCGCCGGGGCCCCCCGCGCGCCGCCCCCUGCUCCCUCCUCCCCCAGGUCUUCCUGCCCCCGGCGGGCGGGUGCCCCAGCUUCCCGCUGACCCGCUUUGAGCGGGAGCCCCAGGGGCUGCGCAGGUUCCCGGCGCCGGGCAGGGGGGACACCCUCACCGUGCCCAGGCCCCCGCACGCCCACGAGGACCCCAGAGGCCUCUUCCCUGAAGGAAACCGGGGACCAGUCCCUUUCAAACUCGGGGAGGGCCAGGCCCUGGGCAGCCGCCCCGCAAGCAGCAGCUGCUCCGAGGCCGGGGGAUUUCGGACGGGGUUGAGCACCACCUGGGCGGGGCAGGAAAACCUCCAGAAAGUGGGGAGCACCACGAGCUUUCUGAGCUCCCCGUCUGCCUCGUCUGGGUACAUCACCUUCCACUCCGACUCCUUUGGCUCGGCCUCCUAGGCCUCCCCGACACCACCUGCCGCGCAGGCGGGUUUUCCGCGGCUUUCCUCGCGCUGGUCCACGGCGCGGCCUCGGGCGAGGAGCGGGAGCUGGGCCUGGCACCAAGAAACCUGAGGCCCUUCUCGUGCCCGACGGAGGGCGGCAGAGAGACUGGCUGGAGGAACGUCUGAGCCGAGGGCGGUGCAAAAACCUUUGAAAUUCCUACUCAGGUGGACAAACCCGCAGCAUGGGCCUCCCAGAGCCUGGCCACGUGCGGACGGCAGGGGAGCCCACGAGGCGGGGAUCAGAGCAGGUGUUGCAGCCGCUUUGUCCCAGGCGGCAGGAUGGCGCCGUCCUUAAAGCGCUGGCGGGUGCCGAGCACCACGGUCUCCUGGCGUUUCCUCGUGGCUGUACCACGGGCAUCGUUUCUCCCGUGCUCGCUAGCACGUGGCACCCUCCGGCCAGGCUGGUGCUGACCGUCGAGCUCACACAUCCUGGAGAGAGGAAGAACGGGGUUUCUCAUUCUCUGCCGGGCGCAGCCGCCUUCUCCCCAAGGGGGAAGGAGACGAUUGGCACCUGCUAAGCUACCACCCCGGCUUCAGCGGGCCAGGGACGGAGCCCACCCUGACCAGAGGCACAGAGGGGGUAGAACCAUUUGUCUGGGGCCUGUAAUGGCCAGUUACCAGACACAGAUCUGUGACUCGCUCCAUGCAGCUCCAUGACUCACCGCCAAGGCCGGAGGCUGCUUGUUCCUGCAUGUGGGACCUGGCCACUGGUCACGUGGUCACGUGGCUCCUUGCAUUCGUGCGGCUCUCAGCCUCGUUGCUCUGGAGCGGCGUGAGACUGGGGAAGGGAGGCCUGCUGCUUAUGGACAGAUGCUGGGACCUCCAGCGACUUGGUGGCCUCGCCGUGGCUCCAGGCACAAG